ACCCACCAACAACCCAUUUUCGCGUCGGUGGAGCGGAUGCGGCUUCGCCCACCACCCUUUCCUUCUCGCCCCCUUCGAAGACGCGCGAAAGAUAGGAAAAGAAGGAGGGGGGGACCAGGGGGGAAACCUCUGUUGGUUGGUAAAUUUUCUGACAGUCGGUCCUCUUGUCGGUGAAGUUAUCCAAGAUCCCACUGCAAAGUCUUUGUCCACUCUCGCUCAUCUCCCGUCAGCUACGCCUUUCGGUGACAUAUGGGGAAACGCGAACCAUCGGACCAGAAGCUGAUGCAGUCACAUAAUCCCAGCGGUUAACAAUCUCUUGUUCCGAGCUUGGGCGUCCCCAACUUUCCAGUCCACUCGCAUCUUAUCCCUCCACCCCUCCUCCUCCUCCUCCUCCCAAAAAGCCCGUCUCCGGAUUCAUUUUCCCAUUUCUCUACCAGCAUUGACGGUCAACCUCGCGCGAAGAUUACGCCACAGCCAGGCUUCUUCCCCGGCCCAUAGAUCGAACCAUGACCGGAGCCCCCGACCCGGAAAAGGGGUCCCCCGCGGCUGCCAAGACCGCAACGGCGACCCCAUCCAGAUCAAGCCAAGACUCGCCGCCUCUUCGCCCGCUGAAAGGGGUCGAGUCGCGGCACAGCCACCGGAGCCGGAGCCGGGCUACGUCCCACUCGUCCACCGACACCGACCCCCUUGAGCCCCUGGAGCACGCCCUGACCCCCGACCUCGAGAUCGAGGCCGAGCAUGUCGCCAGGGAGCCCAUCACCUACAUGCGCACCGGCACCAGCAUCGGCAGCACCGCCUCGAGGCCCCCGGAUUUCGAAGUUGUCUUCGAGCCGGACGACCCCGAGAACCCCAAGAACUGGCCGCUGUGGUACCGCGGCUGGACCAUCUUCGUCGUGUCGCUCUCCACCUGGAUCAUUGUCCUGUACAGCACGAGCUACACCGCCUCCAUCCCGGGUCUCAUUGAGGAGUAUCACUCGACCCAGGUCAUCGCCACUCUUGGCGUUACCACCUAUCUUCUCGGCCUUGCCGCCGGUAGCCUGAUCGUGGCGCCCAUGAGUGAGCUGUACGGCCGCCAGUAUGUCUAUCUCGGCUGCUUCACCGUCUCGUCUCUCUUGAUCAUCCCCUGCGCCCUGGCCAAGUCCUUGACCACGCUCAUUGUCGUCCGCUUCUUCGGCGCAUUGUUCGGAGCCGCCUUGAUCGCAAACAGCCCGGGCACCGUGGUCGAUAUCUCCGAUGAAGAAUAUCGUGCCCUCGCCAUGUCGUUCUACAGCAUCGCGCCCUUGAACGGCCCCGUGACGGGUCCGCUCAUCGGCGGCUUCGUCUUCCAGUACAUGGGCUGGAGGUGGACCAACUGGAUCGUUCUUAUUCUCGCUGGCGUCGGCAUCGCCCUCAUGUUCACCCUCCGCGAGACGUACGCGCCAACCAUCCUGCAGCGCAAGGCGGCACGCAUGCGCAAGGAGACGGACGAUCCGCGCUGGUGGUGCCGCUACGACGAGAAGGUCUCCAAGUUCCACCUCAUCAAGCUGAACCUCAGCCGCCCCUUCGUCCUGAGCUUCACGGAGCCUAUCUUGUGGUUCUUCAACCUCUGGAUCUCCCUCAUCUACGGCAUUCUCUAUCUGUGCUUCGUCGCCUACCCGAUCGUCUUCUCCCAGUACCGCGGCUGGGGACCCGGCGUCUCCGGUCUCGCCUUUGUCGGCAUCGGCAUCGGCACCAUCCUAGCCAUCUGCUGCGAGCCCAUCUUCCGCCGCAUCAUCAACGCGCACCCCAAGGACCCCGUCACCGGCCGUGUCCCUCCCGAGGCCACCGCCCGCGUCAUGACCAUCGGCGCCGUCCUCACGCCCAUCGGCCAGCUAGUCUUCUCAUGGACGUGCCUGCCCGCCACCAUCCACUGGGCGAUCCCCAUCGCCUUCGGCAUCCCCUUUGGCGCCGGGAACACGAUAUCCUUCAUCUACGGCUCCAACUACCUGGCUGGGUCCUAUGGCAUCUACGCGGCCUCCGCUCUUGCAGGAAACGCCGUCAUGCGGUCCAUGUUCGGCGGCACGCUGCCCCUCGCGGGGCCCUCCAUGUACAGAGCCCUGACGCCCCAGUGGGCCGGCACGCUCUGCGGCCUGCUCGAGCUCGCGCUCAUCCCCAUUCCCAUCAUCUUCUGGCGGUACGGCGAGAGGAUUCGCGCCAGGAGCCCCGUCAUCAGACAGAUGAGAGAGGACCAGGAGAAGAACGACAGCAAACGCGCCAAACAACAGGCGCGUCUUGAGAGGAAGAGAGAGAGAGAAGCCGCUGUCGCUGAGACUGGCGCCGGCGCCGGCGAGAAGUCGGGCGGCGUGCUGACGAAGGAGAAACUGGCCAGGCCAAGGGACAUUGAGAAGAGCGCCUGAAUUUGCGUAAUGCGGUCUCUCUCGGGGCCUCUAACGGAGCAUAUUUAUUGUACAGUGAGCGACUUGCGUUACAUAUGGAUGACGAUUGGAUACCUAGGUUGUUAUAAAGUAACAUCAAACUAGUAUCACAACCUAUUAGACACAAUAGGACUAGGGGAUGCCCCUACAGGGCGUCUAGCAGUUAUAGACAAGUUAUAAGCAGUAGAUAUAGGAAAUAAGAGUAAUUUCUCUAGUGCUGAAGAAUUAUAGUAGAAAGUCAAUUACAAUAACG
Molecule: messenger RNA, 2646 nt
Organism: Colletotrichum destructivum
Lineage: Eukaryota; Fungi; Ascomycota; Sordariomycetes; Glomerellales; Glomerellaceae
Product: Putative major facilitator superfamily, MFS transporter superfamily
Exons: 3
Coding region: 507-2375 (622 amino acids)
Biological process (GO): transmembrane transport
Cellular component (GO): plasma membrane
Molecular function (GO): transmembrane transporter activity
Source: RefSeq, a predicted model, not a curated record